Histoplasma mississippiense is the source of this 1344-nucleotide messenger RNA. RefSeq lists its product with no specific name. Gene Ontology annotation, biological process: pyrimidine nucleotide-sugar transmembrane transport. NCBI's taxonomy places the organism in Eukaryota, Fungi, Ascomycota, Eurotiomycetes, Onygenales, Ajellomycetaceae. The record is from RefSeq and is a predicted model, not a curated record. The transcript is spliced from 2 exons. Gene Ontology annotation, molecular function: UDP-galactose transmembrane transporter activity. The coding region runs from base 1 to 1344 and encodes 447 amino acids. Gene Ontology annotation, cellular component: Golgi membrane.
AUGCCCGUCGUUGGCGGUCGACGUUACCUCACCUCAACCGCCGUCUUCCUCAAUGAAGUCAUAAAAUUAGCAAUUUGUCUCACCCUUGCGCUCUAUGAAAUGUCCAAAGCUGUGCCUCCUUCCAUGCCCGCAACCUCACUCUUCACCAAUCUCUCCGCUGCGGUUUUCACUGGCGAUAGCUGGAAACUAGUUGUUCCGGCAGGACUGUAUACUUUAUCAAACUCCCUGGUGUAUAUCGGGCUCUCCAACCUCGAAGCCGCCACCUUCCAGGUUACAUACCAAUUGAAAAUAGCCACAGCAGCAGUCUUCGGCGCCAUGUUUCUCAGACGGAGUUUAUCUGUUGGAAAGUGGACGACACUAUUCCUACUGAUCGCAGGCGUAUUUAUCAUCCAGCUACCACACACGGAUCCCAAUGACAUCGACGACCACCGAGCGCACGUGCAUUUCCCACGCUCGCUGGAAGACUGGCAGAAUCUGUGUGCCUCCACUGACCGGAACUUGCGUCAGAACCUUCACAAACGCUCCGCCACCUACGAAGGAAUCGAGGAGGAUCUGAUGCUGGGACAUCCGCGCAUGAAUGGAAACAUCGGGCUGUUCGCUGCCAUUGGCGCUUGCAUCGCGUCUGGUUUAGCAGGAGUAUCCUUCGAAAAAGUACUGAAGGAUAGUGCCACGUCUACCACGUCUGUAUCGAUACGCAACGUCCAACUAGCGGUCUAUUCGAUAUUCCCCUCUUUGUUUAUCGGCGUGGUGUUCCUAGAUGGCGAGAAGGUGGCGCGCGCUGGAUUCUUUGACGGCUACAAUUGGGUUGUGUGGCUCGUUAUUGCACUGCAGGCCGUGGGCGGAAUUGCGACAUCGUAUUGCAUUUCGCGCGGAGAACAUGGCUUGCGGAAUUCGGCGUCAGGGAUUAGUAUUGUGCUCAGUGCUGUCGGGGCGAUAUGGGCUUUUGAUUUUAGGAUGAGCGGGAAUUUCAUCGUCGGCACCAUCCUCGUCCUGGCGGGCACAUAUGUCUACACUCAACUCUCUCAUCCAAAUAUGCAGCACCAAAAACACAGCAACCGGCCCCCACCAAUCCGCAUCAACAACUUUGAAAAGCUCAGCGGCCUAGGCAUGGAAAAUGAUAAUAACAAUAACAUGGCCAGCACCUCAUCAUCAACAGACGUAGAUGACAAGAACCUCUACCAUAACGCCGACAACUCCCACCUCACGCCACACAACGACUUCUCUAUAAAACUGACCACCACGCCAAGUUUAUCUGAGUCAGCAGCGCUAACAACAUCCAGACCUGGCUCGCCGGGCCAGACCAGGUUGAAGGGAUCAUAUUUUGCACAGAGGGGAAGCGGUUGA